Messenger RNA from Brassica napus (rape), 1510 nucleotides. Its product is annotated as thionin-like protein 1. Lineage: Eukaryota; Viridiplantae; Streptophyta; Magnoliopsida; Brassicales; Brassicaceae. The record is from RefSeq and is a predicted model, not a curated record. Bases 1151 to 1510 code for a protein of 119 amino acids. The transcript is spliced from 4 exons.
GAUGAUGCUAAAUGCUGAUAUAAAAAGUUCUUGCCAGUUUUCAGUUUCACGAGGCCUCUUGUUUUGUAAACAGGAACUGAAAAAGAAGCUAAAGGAAAAUCAAUACUAACAGAGCACAAAAAGAAAGAAAGAGAAGCUGCAAAAAAUGGGCAAAAAGCUUUACUAUCUCAAACAAUCUGAGAUCCGAAAGCAAGAACUCAACAAAGAGUACAACAGUCUCAAGCUUUCAUUGUUUCUUGACAAACGGAGGAAGAAGAAUGCUACGAAGGAUCAUAGGUACAUGCCCUAUCGUCGAGCCGAUACCUCAGAGCAAUAGAGAGAGAGAUACAAUAUUGCUUUUAGACUGAAUGUUUACGUUGGUUCAUUAAGGGGUUUGUGACACUCUUUGUGAUGAGAAUUGAAAUCCAAAUGUACUUGUUUUUUUGUUUGCUUAAUUGAAAGCCAUAUCAAGUACUGAUGUUACUUCGACUUUGUUGUGGUUCUCUCCAGACACACGAAAGAACCACAUAGUUAAGAGUAAUCAAUAUGUGGACCAAAAGUCUUACCAUGAUUUCAAUACAAUAAAAUUUGCAAACAUAUUUUAGAAAAAACGGAGUAUAAGUAUCAUCAUAGGUGAUAUUGUUAGUUUAAUUGCAGAGUUUGAGUUGAUCCGUUUCAGGUGGAUCCUCAGGGAAAAAACAAAGAUGCUGAUGCCUUGGCAAAGCAAGCUUUGUUACUUGAAACUAAAGUAAUGAACUCCAGCUUAGGGGUCUUUAAAGUUUGAAUGAAAGUUUGUGUUACAAAAAAAAGUAUCAUUUUAGGAUGAGCGUAUAUGUAUCUUAAAAUUUUAUACGUUUUCUCUUUAUCAUAACUUUCAACCACAAGCAUACUAAUAUUAGGAAUAUCUACAUUCUGGAUGUAAGAAGAAAAAAAUCCUUAUAGAUUCUAAAUGAAUGAAUGAAAUUAUAUUUAAUCAUUUACUAUCCCACAACAGCUAGCAAAAUCAAAACUGAUUUGUUACGGAAUCUGGAAAUGUUAAUUAUAACAUCCCUAUAUAAAGAAGACUUAGUAUGAGUUCAAAAAAAAAAAGAAGACCUAGUAACCUGGUUACACAAACCAACAUUCAUAAUUAAGAAACAAUUUCCAUCAGCUUUUAUAUCCUCAAGAAAACAUGGACAGCAAAAGAAUGGCUAUGUUGGUGGUGGUGAUGUUGGUGACGGGGAACAUUUUGUUUGAGGCUGAGGGUUUGGCUUUUCUAGAUUGUUAUAAAGGCUGUUUUGUGAUUUGUGCUGCAUCUUCCAACGGAUUCAAGAAACUGUUCUGUCCUUUCUCGUGUAUCAAGGACUGUAAACAGCCUACUACACCUUCUGAGGCAAAUCUAAAUGAAAUUGACCAGACUGAUUAUUUUUGUAAACUCGGAUGUGCCACUGAUCGUUGUGCUUCGUCAUCCUUGAUCCAUGAUAAGGAUCACGCAGAGAAAGUUUCAGUAUGUGUGGAUUCAUGCUCAGAUAUAUGCUCCCGCAAGAACUAA